AGGCUGUUGUGAAUCGGAGGCCAGCGGCCCCACAAAGCCAGGCGGGGGAGCCCCUCUCUCAGCUACACACCACAGCAUCACCGCCUCGCCUCGCUGAGAAGGACAGAGAGGAGAGAAAUGCAAAGGGAUGUAAGAUGGCAGAGCUACAAAUGCUAUUAGAGGAGGAAAUCCCUGCCGGUAAAAGAGCUCUCGUGGAAAGCUACCAGAACCUGUCCCGGGUUGCGGAAUACUGUGAAAACAAUUAUGUUCAGGCUCAAGACAAGAAGAAGGCCCUGGAGGAGACCAAGGCCUACACCACCCAGUCUCUGGCCAGCGUGGCCUACCAGAUCAAUGCCUUAGCUAACAAUGUGCUGCAGCUGCUGGACAUCCAGGCCUCGCAACUACGACGCAUGGAGUCCUCCAUCAACCACAUCUCCCAGACAGUGGAUAUCCACAAGGAGAAGGUGGCGCGUCGAGAGAUCGGCAUCCUGACCACAAAUAAGAACACAGCUCGCACCCACAAGAUCAUCGCUCCGGGCAACAUGGAGCGGCCGGUGCGCUACAUUCGAAAGCCCAUCGACUACACGCUGCUGGAUGAUGUGGGACACGGUGUCAAAUGGCUUAAGGCCAAGCAACAUGGGAACAAUGCAGCGGGACGAGGAGGGACGCUCUCCAGGACCACCCCUCCCACACAGAAGCCCCCCAGUCCUCCCAUGGCUGGUCGUGGCACUCUGGGGCGUAACACUCCCUACAAGACCCUGGAGCCGGUGAAGCCUCCAGUGGUGCCCAACGACUACAUGACGAGCCCGGCCCGACUGGGCAGCCAGCACAGCCCUGCACGCACAGCCUCUCUCAACCAGAGGCCCCGGACACACAGUGGCAGCAGUGGUGGUAGUGGCGGCAGGGAGAACAGUGGAGGUAGUGGAGUUGGUAUCCCUCUAGCAGUUCCCACCCCUUCUCCCCCCAGUUUGGGGCAAGUGGCGACAUCCUCGGCCUCAGUGCCUCAGGGCCCUGGCUUGGGCCCCAUACCCAUGUCGCAGUUCGGCACCAUCUCCCGUCAGAUCUCCCGCCACAACUCCUCCACCACCUCCUCGGCCUCCAUGGUGUCGGCCACCGGCACCUACCGCCGCGCACCCUCCGUCUCCUCCCAGCAGCCUCACAUCAACGGGGGCCCUGCCUACCCACAGAACUCCGUGUCUGUGGCUCCUCCACCUCCUCCUCCAAUGGUCCAGCUGACCCCACAGAUCCCUCUGACCGGCUUUGUGGCCAGAAUGCAGGAGAGCAUAACAGACAGCCCCGCCCCGCCUCCUCCGCCUCCCCCAGAGGACUUGGGUGUGUUUGAGGAGCCCUCCCCCCCUCCUCCUCCCCCACCUGUGGACUAUGAGGAAGAGGAGGCUGCAGUGGUGCAUUACAGCGACCCCUACGCUGACGGAGACCCCCAGUGGGCCCCCAAGGUUUAUUUAGAGAAAGUUGUGGCCAUCUAUGACUACAGCAAGGACAAGGAGGACGAGCUGUCCUUCAUGGAGGGAGCCAUCAUCUACAUCAUCAAGAAGAACGAUGACGGCUGGUUCGAAGGCGUCUGUAACGGCGUCACCGGACUCUUCCCAGGAAACUACGUGGAGUCAAUCAUGCACUAUGCUGACUAAAACUAAAAACAAAAAACACCCAGAAUGGCACAGAAUGCAGUUGUGAACAGAGGUAAAACCACGAACAUGUACAGAUGUGUGCCGUUCAAACAGCUCCCUCACAUUUUUGAAUGAAGUGCCAUGGUGGAUCUACAAAUGGUUUUUCUUUUAGAGGGGCUUGUGGUUGCACGGUUUUUGUUAUGCUCCAGAGAGAAAAAAAAAAAAAAAAAUGUCACACAAAGAAGGAGGGUGCUGAGGCUUUGGACCGGGGUCUGUUAGUUUACACUGUGGACGAAAGGGAGGAGAUAAUAAAGGCCUUUUUAUGCUACUACUCUUACAUCCGUAGCACUUAUCAAACUUUAACACACAUUUUGCCUCACAAGAAAUCGCAGAAUAAUGUCAAAGAAUGCAAAAGUUAUUCUAGGUUUAGUGUUUAGUGUCCAGUAUUUACAGUAUGCAAUAGAUCCAGACGGUGAAGUAUUACUUUCAUGAGGCAGCGUAGCGGAUAAAAAGCUGCGCGGAUGCUCCGACACCUUUAUUUGCACUGUAGACCAGCAGACCAACCCUUUCAAAAAACGUACCUUUUUAAAAAACAAAACAAAAAAACAACCCGAAAAGGACAAACAGACAUCAACAAGUGCAUUAGGACACGACUGAAUGUUCAAUGCCGUCGAUGUCCGAAUCACGAGAUAUUUAAGAGGGAACAAAAGCAACCUCGAGUUGUGUAUUUACUAUGCUCUGUGUCGGUGGGGAUGCUGUUAUUAAAAAAAAGGGUGAACUGAGUGUAUAGAAUGCAUUACAACAACAACAACAACAACAAAAAAAGACAACAGUUUCUUCUUUCUGGUGGAGUUUCUUUCUGUUCUCUAACUUGUAUAUAAAGUGUACCGUGAGAAGCUGCCAGUACAGUACAUUUGUCAGUUAAUGUGUUUCACCUGUGACUUUCCAUCAGCGUCAGUGGAGGUGAUGCCAAGAUUGAAAAAAAAAAAAAAAUCUUAUUUGUUUUAUUUUUACUUGAAUGUUAAUUUUAUUCAUCAUUCACAGUGCCAUUUUUAACUUUAUCGUGGCCAUGUAUAAACAUUUAUUUUUCUAUGUUCAGUCGCCACUAUAUCAUUUUUUUUUUAUUUUUAUCAUUGUCACUAUAUUCGGUGAUGCUGUCCAGCUACUGUAGCAGAGCUCUGAGGUUGCUUCAAAGUGUGAAGCAGAAGAAGGACUAACCUGUAUGUUUUCAUGUUGUUUUCCAUUGGUUUUGGAAUAGCUGCACUGAUUAGUAAUCUGUGAUGACUUCAUGAUUUCAUGAUUUUAUUUUAUUUUUUACACAAGAGUUGCUAUCAACUAACCUUUACACUUGUUCUUUCAGUGGUUGCUGGUGCGGUGCUUUACAUUGGUGCUCAAUAACCAUAAUCACCAACCCAAACAACCUCAAACCUAAACUGCUCUACAUCCUGUAGAAACGUAACAAGGGAUUUCUGCUCAUUACUUGGUUCCAGAGGGUAAAAAAAUCCAUCAGAUUUGAUUGUAAUCGUCUUCAAUCAAUUUAGCAUUUUAGUGAAUGUAGACAGCCUAGCAGUAAUGUACUAAAAAAGCUAGAUUAAGUCUAUUUACAGUACGUUUUUGUCGAUUUACACACAGAAACGAAUUUUAAAAAAAGCCUGUGCUACAUAUGAAUGACUCCUGCUAACUGCAGUCCCGAGGUCUUAAAAACAGUGCCGAUAUGUUCCGAUUUCUACUUCUUUUUCAAAAUAAGAUGCCUGCGUUUACAAAGUGAUUGUCGGUGCAAGUAGAACCCGCUGUCAGAUAUAUAUGUCAGAAAAGCUACUGUUCAUGUUAGAAUCUAUGUUUGUAACAAGCCACACAAGCAAACAUAAUCAGAUGUACUUUGGGAAAAAACGGGCAUUCGACACAAGCUUUUAUUUUGAAAUGGAUACAGACUUCCUUAUGUUGCUAGGGGAUUAUUAUCCAGAGGUGACAUUUUCAGGUUUCCACACAGACAAUGACUCAAGUGAACAGUAUUCGUUCAGCAUCUGUGCAUGAAAGUAUCCAAGUGUCAUUACAGUGAAUGAUUUGCCACUACAUCCCAUUCUUGAUUGUAUUUUUUCCAUCAUGAGGUAAUUUUUUGUGAGAGAAACAACUUUUUCUACCUAAUCUAUUUCUAGCUUCAACUUGUUUUUGUGUCUGAGACUGCUGAAGGUUCGCUAGCAGUUUGUAUGUAAAGGAUUAAUUUAUACUUUUUUCAUAGAGAAGUCAUGAGACAACCACUGACGUGCAGAACUUUGUAAUGUUUACCACUUUAACGUCUAGCAUUUCAGGGCAUCACAGGUCAAGGCGCCUUUCUUUGAUGUGUGU
Centropristis striata (black sea bass) is the source of this 3950-nucleotide messenger RNA. RefSeq names its product abl interactor 1-like. Bases 135 to 1625 code for a protein of 496 amino acids. Gene Ontology annotation, cellular component: lamellipodium; intracellular anatomical structure. Lineage: Eukaryota; Metazoa; Chordata; Actinopteri; Perciformes; Serranidae. The record is from RefSeq and is a predicted model, not a curated record. Gene Ontology annotation, molecular function: SH3 domain binding. The transcript has 11 exons.